Molecule: messenger RNA, 1456 nt
Organism: Paramecium pentaurelia
Lineage: Eukaryota; Ciliophora; Oligohymenophorea; Peniculida; Parameciidae
Source: the annotation of a GenBank genome assembly
AUGUAAUAAACAUAAAGAGGUCGUAAAUUGAAAAAGAGUUAGAGUUCUAAGAAAAUUAGGGCUUAAACAGAGGAUAUUAAAAAGAAAUCAUUAAAUAAAAAAACAGUUUGUGUGAGAUAAUUUUAUGUAGGUCCUGGUAAUAAUGGAAAAUUGAUUGCGAAUUAUUUAUCAUAGCUUUAGUAUUAUUUAUAAUAUAAAUAUUUAGAGGUUGGAAAUAAUUAGAUUAAGAUAUAAGUAAGACAAAUAAUGAUUUCUAUUUAAAAUGGGUGUAAACCAAUUCUGAAAUUUAAUUUUAAUUAUUUAAGGAAGGAUAAUAAAUAAUCAAUCAUUUACCUAAUCAUAUGAUUUUAACAUCAAAAUAAUUAAUCAUAUAGACUAUGAAAGAAUACGAAAGAUCAAAAUAAUGUAUAGAUAUUCUAUACUUAAAUAAGAAUUGUAAUUUAAUUCAAGUCAUUUUUUCCCUGAAACAUACAGAAUAGAUUUGACAUCAGAACAAUUAAGUCUUGAAGAAGAUUAAUUUCUAAAGACAGAUAAUUCAGCUAUUUGGAUAAUUAAACCAACGUAUUUUAAUUGUGGACGAGGUAUCAAGUUAUGUUCUAAUGCUAAAAAACUAAAAUAAGAAUUUUUAAAGUAGAAUUUAUAUGAUUUAGAUUAAAAUAAAUUUCAAAUUAAAUCAAAGCUUAAAAAGGAUUUUUAUAAAAUGGAAUAUUUACUGCAAAUCUAAGAAAGUGUAUUGUUUAAAGAUAUAUUGAAAAUCCUUUACUUUUAGAAGGCAGAAAGUUUGACAUUAGAUGUUAUGUUUUGAUUGCCACAACUAGACCGUUAUUUGUAUUAUUUUAACAUGGUUAUUUACGUUUAUCAGUUGAUAAAUAUAAUGUUGAAGAUAUGGAUGAUGAAAAAAAUAGAUAUAAACAUUUAACAAAUGCAGCUAUUUAAAAGAAACAUCCAUCAUUUAAUUAAUCUAAAGAAUCAACUAUUUGGUCUAUGUAAUAAUUUGAAGUAAAUUAUAAUUAAAAAUUUAUAGUAAUAUUUAAAAGAUAAAAAGAAUGUUACAUAAGAGAAGAUAGAAACAUUAUAUUUAUAAAUGAAAAAGAUAUUUGCUCAUAUAAUUAGAUGUUCAGCUGAUAAAUUUGAAAAAAGAAUUGGAACUUUUGAAUUAAUGGGUUGUGAUAUUAUGAUUGAUACAAAUUUAAAAGUUUAUUUAAUUGAGAUGAAUACUAAUCCUGCAUUAUUUUUAGGUAAUGAAUUUAUUAUAUAUAAUAUAGAUACUACUACAUAAGCUGCAGUUAUUCCCCCAGUAAUAAAUUAAACACUUGAUUUAGUUAUUUAUUUAAAUGAAGAAAGAAAUAAACCAAUUGAAAAAAACUUAUAAAAUUAUAGUAAAUUAAAAUUAGGAAAUUGGGAAGUUAUUCAUAAUGAAGUUAUUAACUUCAAUUUAGUUACCCAAUCAAAUUGA